AUGGCCAUCCGGCAAAGCAGCAAGCUGCCAAGCAGCUCCAUCAAGAAUAAGCUGCGCAAGCACGCUCGCAGAUACCAUGGCAGGGCAAACAAGUCAUGGGUGAUCAGCAAGUACUUGCAGGAAUUGGAUCGCUUCGACAGAGAAGAUGUGCGAAAGCACGCGGCGCACGUGGCGUCGUGGAUCGCCUAUGACCCGAAAGGCCGUAUUCCAAAGACGUGUUUGAUCGAGCUCUUGCGGAAAUACAUCGCCAAAUUGGGAGGUGGCCUCCUACCUGAACGUUUGGAAGUGGUCCUCCCAGACGCGAAGACUGCGCUGCAGUCGGGCUUCACGAUGGGAGAGAUCAGCGAGGUCUGGAGACAGGCAGCGCACAAGCUGCAAAGGAUUCUCGACAAGUUCCGCUGCUGCCGACCGCCAACAGACCAAGUGCUCGCUGUGGCCGCAACGCAGGAGAGUGCAGCAGAUGAUGUAGUUGUUGUGCCCGAUGACGACGAACCUUCCCACGAAGACCCAGCAGCUCUGGGCGCGUCCAGCCAGCAUCUGCAGCUCUGUCGAAGGAUUAACCAGUGGGGUUUCCUGGAUGAUGUGCAGAAGCUGGAGCGCCUCCGCCAAGCCGAGGAGGUAGCCAGGCGCCCAUGGAGGAAUCUCAGCGAGGUGGAUCUGGCCGAGGUCGUCAACCUGGCGGCCACGGCUCUAGCAGCUCCGCGCAGAAAGGCGUUGGCGCAAGAAGAAGAGGCUGGAGAAUCAGGCCAGGCAUCGGCGUCCACAGACCCGGGUGCCAACCAUGAUCUGCAGAGACGGGUGCGGUCGCUGUUGCUUCGGGUGCUGCGCAUGUGGCGGGCCAGCCAGUAUGAUUUCGGUGUGAUUGAGCACGUGCUCGGUUUCGUCCAUGUGAAGAUCGACAAGUUUGAGGAGAAGGUUGGAAGCAUUCAAGAUGCUGCAGCUGGGAGGUGUUGGCAGGCCAUCAAAGAUGUAAUUGAUGAGCUGCAGGGCGUGGCUCGCGGUGCUUCCGGACUCCAGGCUUGCGAGGCCAAGAGACGCGAACGGCUCUUUAGACGGUUUCAGCGCCAAAGCGGGGUGCAAAACAUUUGCUGGAAAAAGGAAAUUGCGAGCUGGCGAGUGCAGCGGGUGGAAGCCGGCAAGCACAAGGCGGUCCACUUCCCCAUCUCCAAGCACACGAAGGAGGGCCUCUCUGAGGAGGAGGCGGUGGCGGCCGCACUGGAGGAGGCCAAGGCGCACCGCGAGGAGCUGGUGCGCCAAGGCAAGCUGCAGCCUUCGAAGCCCAAAGCCACCGGUUCCAUGGUCAGGGGCGUCAAAUUCAACACAGGAGGAAGUUUUCGGGUCCAAAUCACCAACCCACGCACCAAGAAGCGCCAAGGCGGCACCUUCAAGACGCUGGCGGAGGCCGAGGCCAAGGCGCAGGAGCUGGCCAAGGAGUGGGGCCUCCACGACGAGGAGGUGGCGGUGGAGCGGCUCUCGGAGCUCCCGCACUUCGAGCCGCUCGCGCCGGAGCCGGGAGUGAAGUGGAGGCGCGGUGCGCAGCAUUGGCGAGCCCAGUGCCACGUCAACAGCAAGAAUCGCAAUUUCACCGUGAAGCCCAAAGACUAUUCGGAGAAGGAGGUGGAGAAGGCCUGGAAGCAGGCGGUGGCCUGGCGCAAGCAGCAGGAGAAGGAGAGAGAGCAGGCCGAGCGAGCUCGAAAGCGCUAA
Symbiodinium natans is the source of this 1704-nucleotide messenger RNA. Lineage: Eukaryota; Dinophyceae; Suessiales; Symbiodiniaceae. The record is from the annotation of a GenBank genome assembly.